AUGCAACCUCUUAAUCCAUUCCUAAAAGCCUUUUUUAAGAGUGCACUGCCAGCGCAGUGUACUCCGGUUCAAAAUCACGUCUUGUUAGUACCCACAACUGAGGUCUUCUUCACCUCUCACGAUAGUGAAUCUGGUGCUUCAUAUGCAGAUCUUGCCACAUCAGAAGAGUUCCUCAGCAGUCAUGUACUGCGAAUUCCGACCCAUAAUGUUGAAGCGGCGGCAAAGGAAUCUCCAAAUAUGCGUGAGAACAGGGGGAAAGCUAAACAAUACGCGACAAUUAACGGAAGAAUGGUAGUCGUUAAGGACACCUAUGUUUACAGUAGUAAGGGCUUCAAGACUCAUGUUCAAGCACAGCUUUUAUCAGAUUCACUUUACUUCCCAGAUUCACUGGAGCCUCGUCCAUGGCUAAUUUACUUUAUUUCUAUGCCACUAAUCGGCACUUUAAAGGAAACAAGAAAUGUAACAGCGAAUUCAUCCAAUGUUUCGCAGGGAUGGAAGUUCCAACCGCAGCCUCUGAUCACAACUGGAAGUGAAAUGUUGGAGACUUGUGAUGGUCUACCCUCCAAAAAAAGUAUACAAUCCUUUAAUGAAUUGCUCAACAAAUUCCCCCUAAUCGCGAGGCAGAUGCAGCCUGGUCUCGAAAACUUAUUUAAAGAAUUUAAUAUGGUCUUUGAAAAACCGCUACCACCUCCACCCUCAGCGACAGUAAUUCCUGACCCUUUACCUAGCAGAAAAAUAUCAGCCCCUGUUUUGAUUGAAAUACCUGUGCAAAAAUCUAGAGCAUACGGAGAUGCUGAACAGCUCGUGGUGGAGAACAUUGACAUUGAAAUCGAAGAGGAUACCAUACGAAGUGCAUUAGAAACAGCCGUUACAUCAGCAAUCGACCUAUUUCAGAUGGUUGAUAAACAUCAAUUAUCACUUCUUGGUGGAACGACGGAUCUCACUGGUCCCAUGGUUGAACGAAUGAUUGAACAAUACGUGGCCGAGCAGGUUCACGAUAAAAUAUUUUACCCAAGGCUAUGUUCAUACAAGAGAGUAGAAGACAUGAAACUUCAAUCACUAAUUCGACAGAUGGCUUGUGUUGACAUCUCGCAAGUGGGCAUUGUCAUCCAAGGUGGACAGCAAGGGAAGUAUGAAUUAACCCUAAGAUUGGGACAAGCUGUUGGAGAAUUUCGUAAACUUUGUGUUGCUCGUAGUCCACAAAAAAUGAUGGAAAUUCUACUAGUUACUCUAAAGACAGUGACACAGCUUACAGAAGUUACUCGGCAGCCUGAGAAUAGAGAUCCUUCAUCCUCCGAAAAAAUCAGUCCAAUAUUGACCAUGAACGCUGACGCUCUUGUCUCACUCCUUUUAAUUGUCGUUAUAAGGGCUAGAGUUCAUUAUUUACAGGCACGCUUAUACUACAUGAGAAACUUUAUCUUUAUCGACGACGUUGAGGGUGGGGAAAUGGGAUACGCGCUUAGUACUCUUGAAGCUGUACUUUCUUACGUGUGCCGUGAUUCUGGGGGAUUACGAAAGGCAAGUAGACGAAAUCUAAAGCUAUGGCAAGCGACCAAAAAGGGCAAUAUAAAGGAAAUUAUGAAUAUCAUGGAACCAGACUUAGAGCAGUCGUCUGAUGAAAUCGAAAUAUCUGAUGGCACCAACACAGAUCAAUUCACUGAUGAGAACACUCUAGUUAACUCCUUCAGUAAACACUCAGGAAUUGAUAUGUGUGCUUCUACAGCUGUCCCGCCAUCUAUCUCGUCAAAUCUUGGUCACGUGUUUCCAUGGCAUAAUCAUCCAGUUGCACAAGCUGACCCAGAGCCAGAGUUUCGAAAACAAAAAACAGUCACUAUGGAAAUGCGAAGCUAUUCUAGUUGCUCUGAGGUCUCCAUCCAGUCGUGUGCCGCCACCAUAGAUACUUCAAGUAGUGGCGCGGAAGGCGAUACUUCGAUACAAAGACUCUCGCAAACAGAAAACUCUUCUGGUGAAUCGAUUCUAAUGAUGGCCAUUCAAAGUAAACAAAUCAACUCUCUGAGAUACCUUUUAACCUUAACGAAAUACUAUCCGCCACAUUUUAUUAUUGGGGACACAAAGAAUGAUGGUACGACCCUUCUGAUUGCAGCUGUCCAACUUGGGCAUCUUGAAAUUAUCAAUUUACUUAUCGAGUUUCUCUUCCAAACGCAGGAUGAUUCAGCUAUCGUUAAUUAUCUAAUAAAGCAAGAUGUCAGUGGUAGAAGCGUUGCCCAUUAUCUUUUCAAUGCGCCAUCACUAAUUUCGAGACUUGGACGUAUGCUUCCAUGGAGGCAAAAAGAUCAGAAUGGCCAAACGCCACUCUUUGCACUUUGUCGAUCUUAUGAUCAUAAAAAUUACAAGGAAAUGAUCGAAGCUGCUCUAUUUGCGGCAACAAUUUCGCAAGGAGACAACCUGCCUCUACACAUCGACGAUCAUGUUGACUUAAAAGGAAAUACGUUACUACACAUUGUUAAUGAUCCCCAAGUGGCUCUUCGAAUAUUGGUUCAGUGCGAUUCGGAUGUAAAUGCCACAAACAACAAACAUUUUACGCCAUUAAUGGUCGCUAGCAAGUAUGGCCGACUAGAAAUGGUCCGAAUAUUGUUUGGUGAUGAACGAGUAGACAUAUUUGCUAGGGAACUGCGCGGGCUCACUGCUGUCGAACUGGCUAAGGAUGAUGAUGUCCGAAAUAGAAUUGACGACCUAGUUUUAUUCCAAAUACCACCUGCCGCAGAUGGUCGAGUCACAUCUGUUGUUCGAUCGUUUUUUGUCCAGGAUGCUACCAUUCGUUUAGUAAUUAAAUCCGGAGCACCAUCUUCUAAUAAGAGCUUCACCGUCACAACUUGUAGACGCUCAGUUGCAGACUUUGAAAAUCUUGCAAACUUACUCGCAUUAGAACAUCCAGCUUCUUGGCUCCCCUCUAUAUCCGACAUGCGAACUCCAUUUCAAUUGAUUUGCAAACCUUCAAGGGCAGUUCUGAGAGAUAUACAAAUCCGUCUUGAUAGCUUUUUAAAAAUUUUGCUUUCUCACACAACAUUUGCGACUCACGAGAUGUUAUGGGAAUUUUUCCUUGUGCCUGAUAUCCAAGCUGAUAUGAUGGAGCAACGGAGUAGGCUAAAAGCUCAAGCAAGGAUAGAAAAGGUGCGCGAAGAAUAUGAACCAGUCGCUGAUGUGAGGGAUGUCGAACAAUUUGUAGACCAUGCUAGAGAAAUGGUCCGCAGUGUCAAUUAUUCCACUAAGAGCGUCGCCCGAAGAGCUAAUGUGAUGUGGGUAUCGACAGCAGAUCUCUACGAUGCAUACCACAUUGUCUCCCAUAUUUUCUCUGCAAUUGAUGGCUUUCCUCAAACACAUGUAACUGCUCUAGAUGCAUAUAUUAAAUGCCUAGCGCCCUCGUCAAACCACCCUUACAAUACUUUCCACUCGGCUGUUUUAUCACUACACAGCACCAUUGUCGCUAUGCUGCUAUCCUUAUCUCGUCCUAACUCUUUAAUUGCAACAAUAUUAACCUCUCGAAAAAUGAUUGAACGCUCUUACAACUCAUUGAAUCGUAGCACUCGCUGGCCACUUGGACUCCUUGAUGAGACACGUCUACGGUUGAACGAGGAAAAGGAGGAACGUGUGCAAAAAGAAAUUAAAGAAGUAGAGGAGGUUGGCCGAGAGCUGAGGUAUACCUGGGGAGUUGUUGCAGGCGAGCUAGCCGGAUGGGAAGAAGAUCACGAAAAGAUGGGCCGGAGCGCAGUGAAAGAAUUGGUCAAGGGAAUGGUUAUCAGGGAAAAAAAAGUCCUGGAAGGAAUAAACCGUGCUCUUCGAAAGCUAAAGGUUUCGACGACUCCUUCAACAAGAGGAAUUCCCUUAUCAAGCGACAUUCAUAACUUCAACUCCGCAUCCAAAGUAAGGGGCGGAUUGGAAAUGGAUAUUGAUGUGGCGGUAGAUUUCUGA
Blumeria graminis f. sp. triticale is the source of this 3930-nucleotide messenger RNA. NCBI's taxonomy places the organism in Eukaryota, Fungi, Ascomycota, Leotiomycetes, Helotiales, Erysiphaceae. The record is from the annotation of a GenBank genome assembly.